AUGUGGCUCGUACUCGCACGCCACGGCCAGACUGAAGACAACUUACACGGCAUCAUCCAGGGCCACAAGGAUACCCCGCUCAACGACUGGGGGCGCUUCGAGUCCGCUCGCCUGGGUCACGCUCUCAGGAAAGUCGCCAUCACAGAAGCAUACACGUCCCCCCUUUCACGAGCGAGCGAGACUGCAAGCAUCGCACUCAGACACCGUCCUGAGAUCACCAUCCACGAGCACCCCGGGCUCAAAGAGCGAGGUCUUGGAAGCUGGGAGGGUCGGAGCCCACCUCCUAAAGAACCUACGCCUGCCGAUGCGGAAGGCUACGAAUCCCUCACUCUGCGUUCCAAACUCUGGUUUGACGAGCUGCUCAGCACUCAUAUCCCACCACCACCCCCCCCUACUGAAAGUCAGCACCGCCGUUCCGUCCAAGACGCCGACACCAUCUUCGUCGUCUCCCACGGCGCCUGGCUCAGCAACUUUCGCCGCCUCCUUUUAUCCCCUGCAUACCACUUCAAAAUAGACAAACACUGCAACCUCAAAGCUCACUGUCUUAACACAAGCAUAUCAUUAGUUUAUUGCGAAUAUAAUCAUGCGAAAAAGAAGUGGACAGGGGUGGUGCAGAUUUGGGCCUACGUGGAGCAUCUGAGGGAUGUUUUGGAGAAGGAGGAAAAGGUGGGGAUUGCUGAUGAUGUGGGUAGAUGA
Molecule: messenger RNA, 696 nt
Organism: Cryptococcus wingfieldii CBS 7118
Lineage: Eukaryota; Fungi; Basidiomycota; Tremellomycetes; Tremellales; Cryptococcaceae
Exons: 4
Coding region: 1-696 (231 amino acids)
Biological process (GO): positive regulation of DNA repair; negative regulation of glycolytic process; regulation of pentose-phosphate shunt
Cellular component (GO): cytosol
Molecular function (GO): fructose-2,6-bisphosphate 2-phosphatase activity
Source: RefSeq, a predicted model, not a curated record